Periophthalmus magnuspinnatus is the source of this 4614-nucleotide messenger RNA. It is a transcript of the gene znf592, whose product is annotated as zinc finger protein 592. Lineage: Eukaryota; Metazoa; Chordata; Actinopteri; Gobiiformes; Gobiidae. The record is from RefSeq and is a predicted model, not a curated record. Bases 175 to 3360 code for a protein of 1061 amino acids. The transcript has 9 exons.
GUCCGCUCAGGAAAAGGAAAACAAGUCUAUGCUACUGUGUUAGCAUGUGUUAGCAUAAUGGCAAGAAUCACAGUGACAGUCAGAUUUAAAACACUUUCCUGGCAUUGUGUUCAUUCAGAAUGUUCAUAUUGAUUAAGCGCAGUGUUUUCAAAUGGUUUAAAGAAGCCCUCAGUCAUGGGAGACGUAAAGACCCCAGACUUUGAUGACCUCCUGGCAGCCUUUGACAUCCCGGAUGCCACCGGUUUGGGCUCCAAAGAGACAAUUCAAGAAGGCAAAGGGGAGGUGGACAGCCACCUGAGACCCAUAGGGACCUGUUUAGAAGAAGGCUUCCCAUCAUCCAUCUCUGCAGAUGUGCCGUCUGUGACUGUGACUCUGAAAAAAUCUGAUCAACAUGCGUCUCUGCAGAGUACGACUGAAAACUGUUCAACUGAACAGGAAUCCAGAGGAACAGAAUCUGAUUUGGCUAAAAACAACACAGACAAACCUUUUGCUUCUUUGUUGAACGGAGAUACUUCUAAAGAACUUUGUGAACUUGUAGCACUUCAACAGAAACCCCAUGAAACACUUUCCCAGCAGCUGUCAGACUUAAGUUCUUGUUCUGGGUCUGAAGCAGCAAAGCUUAAAGACCAUGAAACACAUCCAAAUAAACAAGAAGAAUUUUUCACCAAUGGUUUAAUGCAAAGUAUCAAUUUUAUCAUCUCUAAGGAAGAAAAAUGUGAACAGUUUGAAACAGACAAACCCAAGUUGAACGACAAAUGUACGGAAGAAGAUAUCAAACACUAUAAUCCAUCCCUUGACAAUGCAACAGACACAAUCCCAAAUUCCCACAAUGACUGCAAUAAGGAGAUUGAGCCAAGUAAAUCUGCUAAUCUCCCAACCUCAGACUCUAAAUCUCAAUCUAAGCUCUCCUCCUGUCUCGAAGCUCUUGCUGCCUUGAAUUCUCAAAAUGAUCCCAGAGAGUUUCCAACUGUUGAGCGUACAAAAGCCAGCCCUAAAGCCGCCUUUUCCCCUGGAGGCCCCUGCAGCCCCCUGGACACAGUGAAGAGGCUGCCGAGGCCCUCGGACAGCCCAGCGAGCGUGUGCAGUGACAGCAGUGGGAUGGCUUCACCUCCAGCUAUUCCCCGGGUCAGGAUCAAGACUAUAAAGACCUCAUCUGGACACAUCAGACGCACUGUUGCUAGCAUACUCCCAGACUCAGAGACAGAGGAAGUUCAUUCUGCUUCUGAAUCUUCUCCCUGUCAAAGUAUGGCCAGUGAAGACUCUUACAACAUGUCUCCUUCUCAAAAUGGAAAAUAUUCUCCAAAAAUAGUACUUAAUAAAUCUGAAACUAUAAUCAGGAAGUUAAAGUCUUCAGGAGGUAUGACCAACAGAAGACAAUCCACUGUGUAUAAGGAGCAAAAGCCAAAGAAAUCAGUUGAAGCUCAAAGUUCUGCAAACUCAAACCUUCCUAAAGCAAUGCAUUUGGCCAGUUUGAACCUCGUCCCUCACAGUGUGGCCGCCUCUGUCGCUGCUCGCUCGUGUGGCCAGUCCAGUGUGCAGACUAUCACCUCUCGGGUCUAUAGCAGCGUACCUUUAGUGCACCAGAUCAACUCCGCCUGCCCUCCCCCUCCCACCAAAGCAGCUGGAACCCUAAACAGACUCUUACACUACGCUAACCCUGUUCCCACAUACGUGCCGGAUCUGAACCCCCCUCCAGAGAGCAACAUUCACCUCCCUCCACGUGGAUACCGCUGUCUGGAGUGUGGUGACUCCUUUGGCGUGGAGAGGAGUCUGAAGUACCACUACAACAGGAGGAGUGUCCACAUAGAGGUGUCGUGUACUCACUGUCGAAAGACCUUAGUGUUCUUCAACAGGUGUGCUCUGUUGGCACACGCACGAGAGCACAAGAUCAAUGGCAGAGUGAUGCAGUGCACGCAGCUCUACAUGAAGCCCAUCUCAGAAGAGCAGAUGUUUGGAGCUGAAUCUCCUUCUGGACAGUCCUGUUUCUUUAAAUCCUCCUCACAGAACAACACAGCGGUCAUGCCUCUAUAUCAGGAGCACAACGGCGCCCCCCAGCGUCUUAGCUGUAUGGAGUGUAACCAACAGUGUUCUAGCCUGAGCGCGCUCGCGGGACAUUACCAGAGCGUGUCUGGGGAUACGAGCAAACUGAUGUGUAAUGUUUGCUCCAUGAUCCUCCCAAACAAGUGCAGCUUCCGCGCUCACCAGCGCGUCCACGCCCACAAGUCUCCGUUCUGCUGCCCCGAGUGUGGAGUCCUGUGCCGCUCGGCCGACAUCCAGAGCCAUAUCAAAGAGAACUGUCUGCACUACGCUCGCAAAGCAUGGUACAAGUGUCUUCAUUGUGAUGUAAUGUUUAAGUCUCUACAAGGACAGCAGGCGCACAUCAAUGAGAAACACUGUGAGCUGUUCUUCAAGUGCUCCGUUUGUCCAGUGGCCUUCAAGUCGUCUGACCGCUGUGAAACGCACUUAAAAAACAAACACAGCAUCAGUCACACGUCUCCUCAGUUAAUUUUUAAGUGCUCGUGUGAAACUAUUUUCAAGAAGAAACAACUGCUCUAUCAACAUUUCCACGAAGACGCCUACAAACGGGUCAAGUGUGUGUUCAAGUGUCCCAGAUGUCACGCCGUCUUCGGUUUGAAACAACAGCUAAUGCAACACUUCAAGAUUACACAUACAGGUCCAGCAGAACAACACCAGGAUCACCACCUCCAGGAAAAGAGAAGCGUCUCAGUGAAAGCGUCAGACCAAAGCAGAGCUGGGACCAAAGCCAAGCGAGUGAAGCGCUACCCGUGUUGCCGCUGUGACCAGUCGUUCAACUUCACCACCAGUUUAAAAAAACACAUCCGCCAAGACCAUGACGACAAACUCAAGACCUUUGUUUGUGGGUUUUGCACUGAAACAACAGUGAAGUUCACGUCGAGUGUGACGCUGAAGAACCACAUGAGCCUGAUGCACGGCAUUAAAGACGCAGACUUUGAUAAAAUGCCAAAGACUUUAAUUCAGGAAACCAACAAGCCCCUAAGAAAGGCCGGGUCACCUCCUCUGGGGGUAAAGGUCGCCAACGACGACCAGACCGAUGAAGACGAUGCUCCGGCAGAGAAGAGGAUGAAGAUGAGCUUCCGCUGUGCAAAGUGCGGUUUUAUCACCUCAGACGGUCGACAGUUUGAACAACACAUACCUCAACACAAACUGGAGGAGAACACGCCUCAAUGUCCCCACUGCGGCCUCUGCUUCACCUCCGCACUCGCCCUCAACAGACACCGCCACAUCGUCCACAAGGUCAGAGAGCACGAGGAGAGCCACGGCCAAUCACAGAGCAGAGAGCACGAGGAGAGCCACGGCCAAUCACAGAGCAGAGAGUAGAAGGACUAACCAAUCACAGAGCAGAGAGUAGAAGGACCGGCCAAUCACAGAGCAGAGAGUAGAAGGACCGACCAAUCGACCAACCAGGACUAACCCAGAGCCACAUGAACCAUCUCACAAUCUGAGGACUUCAGGGACCUCAGGGACCGGCCUUCUGAUGUAGACCUGGUUUAGUCCUGGUUUAGUCUUCAGAGUGUGAGUUGGUUCAUGUGGCUCUGGUUUAAUCCUGGUUUAGUCCUGGUUUAGUCCUGGUUUAGUCCCGGUUUAGUCCUGGUUUAGCCCUGGUUUAGUCCUGGUUUAGUCCUGGUUUAGUCCUGGUUUAGUCCCGGUUUAGUCCUGGUUUAGCCCUGGUUUAGUCCUGGUUUAGUCCUGGUUUAAUCCUGGUUUAGAUGUUCUUUGGUGCUGGUCCAUGGAGAGACUUGAAGAGCAGCUUUAAAAUCUACAGUCGUCCAAUCACAGAGCAAGAGCAGAGACAACCGACCAAUCACAAAAAGCCGCCAGGAGCAGCUGAGGACAGAGCGGGGGACGAGGUUAAAGCUCCAAAUACGAUCUGUUCCUUCUGUGUUUUACAGUGUAGACCACAGCGUUUACCACGAGUCACGACGGCAAUAAAAACAGAGCGUGGCGUCGUUCUGUCCUCGGGGAGUUAAGUUAAACAAAGGGAUCAUCAUUUAUCAAAACAGCAGCUGCAUUUUGUCAUCCGUCGUUAGCUGUCACACAUUCCAUUCUGAGUGUGGGUCAUUGUGUUCAUCUGCAGAACGACCGCACUCAGGUUUAAUCAUUUAAUCACCUUUAUGAUGUUUUGCGUUCACCUGCAGAACGACACGACAGUUUUAAUCACCUUUAUGAUGUUUUGAUUUGGGAGCUGCGGGAUUCCUCGCGCUCGUGCUGAUCUUUCAUGGUUUCAUUUCUUCAAAUUGUUUUCCAGAGUUAAUGCAAAGGUAAUGGUGUAACACUAAUUUACCUCAGAUCUUCCUCAAACGCACUUGGGAAGCAGGGUUCUUGCGCCCUCUUCUGGGGGAGUGUGUUUUUUGUAGCUGAAGGAGGGAUGUGUGUGCUCCUACCUCUGACACAGAUAUUUAACUGUUGAAGGGCUUUGAUAAGUUGCAGAUAAUGUGUGAUUUCCCAUUUUAUUAAAUUUUAUAAAUUGUUUUGGGAGAAAAAUCACUGUGAAUGAAACAUAAUUUUAAUGUGCAUAAAUAUACCAGCAAAUGUAUUCAUUUUGAAAGUCUUAUUCCGCAUGUGGCCCGUGCC